This is a messenger RNA of Batrachochytrium dendrobatidis JAM81, 630 nucleotides long. Its product is annotated as gamma-glutamylcyclotransferase. NCBI's taxonomy places the organism in Eukaryota, Fungi, Chytridiomycota, Chytridiomycetes, Rhizophydiales. Gene Ontology annotation, biological process: glutathione catabolic process. The transcript is spliced from 2 exons. Gene Ontology annotation, molecular function: glutathione specific gamma-glutamylcyclotransferase activity; gamma-glutamylcyclotransferase activity. The annotation marks the transcript as partial. The record is from RefSeq and is a predicted model, not a curated record. Gene Ontology annotation, cellular component: cytoplasm.
GCGAUGUGGGUAUUUGGCUAUGGUUCUCUCAUAUGGAAAGUUGACUUUCCCAUAGAAAAGCAGGUGCAUGGACGCAUAUCAGGAUAUGUUCGUCGAUUUUGGCAAGGCUCUGCAGACCAUCGAGGCACACCAGAAACUCCAGGAAGAGUAUUGACACUUAUUCCAUAUGACGAAUGGCACAGUCAGUUUCGUGAUAGCGAUCCACAUCCAGCAGAAUCAGUUUGGGGUGUUUGUUACAAAGUGCCUGAUGAUCAAGCUGACAAAGUAAGAAAGCAUUUGGAUUAUCGAGAGAAAAACGGAUAUGAUGCACUGCAUAUUCAGGUGUUGGAUAAGGAAGAACAGGUGUUGGUCGAGGAUGCAUUGCUGUAUUUGGGAACCACAAUGAAUGAGAUGUUUCUUGGACCAGGCAAAUGCAUCGAGGAUAUUGCUCAGCAUAUUUUUGAAUCUGCUGGUGAGAGUGGUGAUAACAAGAGCUAUUUGUAUGAGCUAGACGACGCACUACGGGACAGAUUCGGUGUGUGUGAUCAGCACAUAUGUGAUUUGGCAAGACUCGUCCGCGCAUUAGAUAGCAAGCCUCCUAAGCCAUGCACGGGCAAUCACUCUUCCAAACCAAUCAAGAUGGCCUUGUAG